CUAUUCGUAUGGAAAGCGCACUAGCUUUUUCUUGUACUAAAGGUCGUCUGACGCCUUUACGCCAAUCAGAGACCAAGGCGCACUGUCAACGAAGAGAAACGAAACCCAUCCAAGGUGUGGCGGGCUCAAUCUCACAAGAAAAAGAACAACAACCGUGAUUGACGGCUCUCCGGCCCUGCCUAGUGCGAUCGCUUAGCGCCGGCCAUCUUGCCUCGCCUCUUAGCCCGAGUGCGGAAGUGGAAACUUCACUGUGCGGGUGCAAGGGUUCCGCCUGUGGAUCAUCAGACAGCCCUCUGCCCGUCACAGACUAGUUUCAAAGAAAAAAAUAGCACCAUUAAAUCCUGUUCACAGGAACGCAAGAUAUGGCGGGACGGUUACCGGCUUGUGUGGUGGACUGUGGCACCGGAUACACAAAACUGGGGUAUGCUGGAAACACAGAGCCACAGUUCAUUGUACCAUCAUGUAUUGCCAUCAAAGAGUCGGCCAAGGUUGGGGACCAGGCCCAGCGGAGGAUGAUGAAGGGGGUGGACGACCUGGACUUCUUCAUCGGUGAUGAGGCCAUAGACAAACCCACGUACUCCACAAAGUGGCCGAUCCGUCACGGCAUCGUGGAGGACUGGGACCUGAUGGAGAGGUUUAUGGAACAGGUCAUCUUCAAGUAUCUGCGGGCAGAACCAGAAGACCACUACUUCCUCUUGACAGAGCCUCCAUUGAACACACCUGAGAACCGCGAGUAUACGGCUGAGAUCAUGUUUGAGUCAUUCAAUGUCCCUGGAUUGUACAUUGCCGUGCAGGCUGUCCUUGCACUGGCUGCGUCCUGGACGUCCAGACAGGUGGGAGAGAGGACACUGACAGGGACAGUGAUCGACAGCGGGGACGGAGUCACGCACGUCAUCCCUGUGGCUGAGGGGUAUGUGAUUGGCAGCUGUAUUAAGCACAUCCCCAUUGCGGGGCGGGACAUCACUUACUUCACCCAGCAGCUCCUGAGAGAAAGGGAGGUGGGCAUCCCCCCUGAGCAGUCCCUGGAAACCGCCAAAGCCGUCAAGGAACGGUUCAGCUAUGUGUGCCCAGACUUAGUGAAAGAGUUCAACAAGUAUGACACCGAUGGCUCUAAGUGGAUUAAGCAGUACACUGGCAUCAACGCCAUCAGCAAGAAGGAGUUCACCAUCGAUGUGGGCUACGAGCGCUUCCUGGGGCCAGAGAUCUUCUUCCACCCUGAGUUCGCAAAUCCCGACUUCACCCAGCCCAUUUCAGAGGUGGUGGAUGAGGUCAUUCAGAACUGCCCCAUUGAUGUCAGACGUCCCCUCUACAAGAACAUCGUUCUCUCAGGAGGUUCUACCAUGUUCAGGGACUUUGGCCGCCGUUUGCAGAGGGACUUGAAAAGGACAGUAGACGCUCGGCUCAAAAUGAGCGAAGAGCUGAGCGGAGGAAAGUUAAAGCCGAAACCAAUUGACGUGCAGGUCAUCACCCAUCAUAUGCAGAGAUACGCCGUUUGGUUUGGCGGAUCCAUGCUGGCUUCAACUCCUGAGUUCUACCAAGUGUGCCACACCAAAAAGGAUUACGAGGAGAUCGGGCCGAGCAUCUGCCGCCACAACCCCGUGUUCGGGGUCAUGUCCUAGACACCCUUCUUGACCGUCAUUCAGGGCUGGCUGUAGAAGAAGGGGGAGGGAGGGGACAAAUUUGCGCUCUGAUGGCUUCUUCAGUCCGGACUGCCCGCAAUCACCGCAAAUACUGAAAGAGAAUAACAUUUAAAAAUUUUAAAAAACCAAGCAAAAAAACACAAAAGACCAAACUCAAUCAGGCUGGAGAAAUCGUGUGUGAGCAUCUUCACAAAAGUGAGGGAAAACUUGUUUCUAAGCCAAAACAACCAUUUGGUUUUCCCUUUUCAUAUCUGUGGAAACAGCGUGUGAACAAUGGAUUGGUAGUGCUGAUGGCAGUGAUGGUUAAAAAUAAAAGGGUAAAAUGUUGUUUAUGGCUAUACAGCGUGAUGUGCCCGACUUCUUUCGUAUGUUGAUGGGUGUCUAGGUUGCGACAGGGUUUAUCUAGUCAUCUGCUCCAUUUUGCUUCAAUUGCGAUUCUCUGUGUACCAGGUAAGAGCUUGUUUAUAUUUCAUACAAAGUUUUUAUAUGUAAAGCUGGGGAAAUCAGGAAGAAGGGAAGAAGAAAUUAUGUGCCGAUACUGAGGUAGAAAAUCCACAAAGCAACCGCAACAAAGGUAACAUUUUCCUGAAUAGAAAUCAACAAAAAUCCUUGUCACCCAUCUCCAAUUUUUUCAGCACAGUGACGAUAAAUGUCACUUGAUAAACAGCUAUGGAGACGCAUUUACUCAAACAUAAUCUCUUACCUUUUUUUUUUUUUUUUUUUACUACUACUAAUAAUGCA
Megalops cyprinoides (Indo-Pacific tarpon) is the source of this 2381-nucleotide messenger RNA. RefSeq names its product actin-related protein 3-like. The record is from RefSeq and is a predicted model, not a curated record. Gene Ontology annotation, molecular function: actin filament binding. Gene Ontology annotation, cellular component: Arp2/3 protein complex; actin cortical patch. Bases 363 to 1619 code for a protein of 418 amino acids. The transcript is spliced from 12 exons. NCBI's taxonomy places the organism in Eukaryota, Metazoa, Chordata, Actinopteri, Elopiformes, Megalopidae. Gene Ontology annotation, biological process: Arp2/3 complex-mediated actin nucleation.